This is a messenger RNA of Schistocerca piceifrons (Central American locust), 861 nucleotides long. RefSeq lists its product as uncharacterized. The transcript has 2 exons. Lineage: Eukaryota; Metazoa; Arthropoda; Insecta; Orthoptera; Acrididae. The record is from RefSeq and is a predicted model, not a curated record. Bases 1 to 861 code for a protein of 286 amino acids.
AUGAAACUGAAAAACCCAAACGUUCUCAACCAGUACAUUAGAGAAUUAGAAACACACAAACCUGAAGUGGAAAGUAAAAUUAACAAUGAUGAUACUAAUCAAGCCUGGAACGCUCUGAAAGAAAAUAUCACACGAGCAACUACCUCAGUUUUGGGACAUUUUACUACAACUAAGAACCCCUGGUUUGAUGCCGAGUGCUCGAACGCUAUCGAAGAUAGAAAAUUAGCAAGGGAAAAAUUCCUACAAAAACCAAUAACACAAAACAAACUUAUUUUUGAAGAGAAACAGAAACUUGCCAGGAAACUCAUUAGGAAAAAGAAAAGGGAUUUUAUGAAUUACAAAUUAAAAAGAGCUGAGAAUGACCGUACCACAGACUCCAGAGGAUUUUUCAAGAGCAUAAAUAUGUUCAAAAGUGGGAAUAUAAAAAAUUAUGGACAGUUCAUAACAGACCCAGAUGGCUCCUUGCUAACAGAAAGAAGUGACAUUGCUAACAGAUGGAAGGAAUAUUUUAAUGAGUUACUAAAUGCUCCAACUAUAAGCGUCUCUCAGGAAGAUGACAAUGAAUAUCUUACUGCUGACCCAUCGGACGAAGAGCCCAGCUUAGCAGAAAUUAAAGAAAGCAUCAAGAAGCUGAAGAGACAUAAAGCUCCUGGAAGUGAUGGUAUAGACACAGAUAUAUGGAAGCUCAUCACCGCCAGCCAGAUGCCGGGAGCUGGUGUCCACCCCCUGGACGACACCGCCUUGGCCAGAAGCCCCUGCCAGGAGCGCCACCAGCACUACACACUCACCGUGUGGCUGAGAAACACGAAGCAACGUCGCCAGCCGACGAGCCGCUUGCCCACCAAGAACGCUGGACUUUGA